This is a messenger RNA of Ochotona curzoniae (black-lipped pika), 2636 nucleotides long. It is a transcript of the gene ITGB5, whose product is annotated as integrin subunit beta 5. Gene Ontology annotation, molecular function: integrin binding. NCBI's taxonomy places the organism in Eukaryota, Metazoa, Chordata, Mammalia, Lagomorpha, Ochotonidae. The coding region runs from base 23 to 2428 and encodes 801 amino acids. The transcript is spliced from 15 exons. Gene Ontology annotation, biological process: cell migration; cell-matrix adhesion; cell adhesion mediated by integrin. Gene Ontology annotation, cellular component: focal adhesion; integrin complex; cell surface. The record is from RefSeq and is a predicted model, not a curated record.
GUCCCUGAGCCGGGCGCCCACCAUGCCGCGAGCGCCGGCGCCCGCGCCCCUGUACGCCUGCCUGCUCGUCCUUUGCGCGCUCAUACCCGGGCUUCCAGGUCUCAACAUAUGCACGAGCGGCAGUGCCACCUCCUGUGAAGAGUGUCUUCUAAUCCACCCAAAAUGUGCUUGGUGCUCCCGGGAGGACUUCGGCAGCACCCGCUCCAUCUCCUCCCGAUGUGACUUGAAGGCCAAUCUGAUCGGAAAUGGCUGUGGAGGUGAGAUCGAGAGCCCAGCCAGCAGUACCCACGUCCUGCGAAGCCUGCCCCUCAGUAGCAAGGGCUCGGGCCCUGUGGGCGCUGACGUCAUCCAGCUGACACCGCAGGAGGUGGCCAUGAACCUGCGGCCUGGUGACAAGACAACCUUCCAGCUGCAGGUGCGCCAGGUGGAAGACUACCCCGUGGACUUGUACUACCUGAUGGAUCUCUCCCUGUCCAUGAAGGAUGACCUGGACAGCAUCCGAAACCUGGGCACCAAGCUUGCCGAGGAGAUGCGGAAGCUCACCAGCAACUUCCGCCUGGGGUUCGGGUCUUUCGUUGACAAAGACAUCUCCCCUUUCUCCUACACGGCGCCGCGGUACCAGACCAAUCCAUGCAUUGGUUACAAAUUGUUUCCCAACUGUGUGCCAUCCUUUGGGUUCCGCCACCUGCUGCCCCUCACCGACAGAGUUGACAGCUUCAAUGAGGAGGUUCGCAAGCAGAGGGUGUCCCGGAACCGCGAUGCCCCUGAGGGCGGUUUUGAUGCUGUGCUCCAGGCUGCUGUCUGCAAGGAGAAGAUCGGCUGGCGGAAGGAUGCGCUGCACCUGCUGGUGUUCACCACGGAUGAUGUGCCACACAUUGCGCUGGAUGGGAAGCUGGGGGGCCUGGUACAGCCACAUGAUGGCCAGUGCCACUUGAACGAUGCCAACGAGUACACCGCAUCUAAUCAGAUGGACUACCCCUCGCUGGCUUUACUCGGAGAAAAAUUGGCUGAGAACAACAUCAACCUCAUCUUUGCAGUGACAAAGAAUCACUAUAUGCUCUACAAGAAUUUUACAGCUCUGAUACCUGGAACCACCGUGGAGAUUCUACACGGAGACUCCAAAAAUAUUAUCCAGCUCAUUAUCAAUGCGUACAGUAGCAUCCGGUCGAAAGUGGAGCUGUCGGUCUGGGACCAGCCUGAUGACCUCAGUCUCUUCUUCACUGCCACCUGCCAGGACGGUGCGUCCUACCCAGGCCAGAGGAAAUGUGAGGGCCUGAAGAUUGGGGACACGGCGUCCUUUGAGGUGUCGGUGGAGGCCCGCAGCUGCCCUGGCAGACACAUUGAACAAGCAUUUACUCUGCGACCAGUGGGCUUCCGAGACAGCCUGCAGGUGAGGGUCACCUACAACUGCACAUGCGGCUGCAGCAUGGGGCCGGAGCCCAACAGUGCCAGGUGCAGUGGAAACGGCACCUAUGUCUGCGGGCUAUGCGAGUGCGACCCUGGCUAUCUGGGCACCCGGUGCGAGUGCCAGGAGGGGGAGAAGCAGAGUGUGUACCAGAACCUGUGCCGCGAGGCAGAGGGCAAGCCACUGUGCAGUGGGCGCGGGGAGUGCAGCUGCAACCAGUGCUCCUGCUUUGAGAGCGAGUUUGGCAAGAUCUACGGGCCAUUCUGCGAGUGUGACAACUUCUCCUGCGCCAGGAACAAGGGCAUCCUCUGCUCAGGCCAUGGCGAAUGUCACUGCGGAGAGUGCAAAUGCCACGCGGGAUAUAUCGGCGACAACUGCAACUGCUCCACAGACAUCAGCACAUGCCGGGCCAAAGAUGGGCAGAUCUGCAGCGAUCGCGGGCACUGCAUCUGCGGGCAGUGCCAGUGCACGGAGCCGGGAGCCUUUGGAGAAAUGUGUGAGAAGUGCCCUACCUGCCCAGAUGCUUGCAGCACCAAGAGAGAUUGUGUCGAGUGCCUGCUGCUUCACACGGGGAAGGCAGACAACCAGAGCUGCCUCCACCUGUGCAGGGACGAGGUCAUCACCUGGGUGGACAGCAUCGUGAAGGAUGACCAGGAGGCUGUGCUCUGUUUCUACAAGACCGCCAAGGACUGCGUCAUGAUGUUCACCUACACAGAGCUGCCCAGCGGGAAGUCCAACCUCACCGUCCUCCGGGAGCCAGAGUGUGGCACAGCCCCAAACGCCAUGACCAUCCUGCUGGCCGUAGUGGGCAGCAUCCUCCUGGUGGGCAUCGCGCUCUUGGCCAUCUGGAAGCUGCUUGUCACCAUCCACGACCGCAGAGAGUUUGCAAAGUUCCAGAGUGAGCGUUCCAGGGCCCGCUACGAAAUGGCUUCCAACCCUCUGUACAGAAAGCCCAUCUCCACCCACACUGUAGAUUUCACCUUCAACAAGUUCAACAAAUCCUACAACGGCACGGUGGAUUGAUGCUUCCUUCCCCGGAGGACCGAGGGGACUUGUGACAAAGACUGAAGCGCCUUGUCAGCUGUGCCCCUUCGUGGUAGCUCUCCUGACAGGCCAGCAUGGAGACACCUUUCUGGGGAGCCCGGGUGUGCACAGGACAGACACUGCAUGCGCAGGAGAGACUCACCAUGUGCAUAGGACAUCCACUGUGUGCACAGAAAAGCACCCACUG